AUGGUACAACCAGUGGGUGUUGUAGAGUUUUCAAGUAGCCAAGUGAGAAGGGGAAUGCCUGGGGCUGGUACUGCAGCUGAGAAAGUUGAUGGAAUGGAAAUGGUGAAGCGUGGAUCAGGGCCAUCCAGUGCAGUUGCAGAGGCAAAGAAGGAUAAGAGGGGAAAGGUUAUUGAGAGUACACAGGAUAAUGAAGAACAUAAUGUUGUAUUUGAAGAUACCAAUCAUUCAACACAUUUUGUCACAGAAUUUAUUAUUUUUGGAUUCCCAAGUCUUCAAAAAUUCCCCAUUUUGCUCUUUUGUAUCUUUAUUAUUAUUUAUUUAAUCACAAUCACAGGUAAUGCCAUCAUAAUUAUCCUUGUCCUUCUGGACCAGCAUCUUCAAACUCCCAUGUACUUCCUAGUCAGCAAUCUAUCCUUUAUAGAUCUUUGUUACACGACGGUUACUGUUCCAAAGAUGUUGGCCAAGUUCUCAAUGAAAUUGGACACUAUUUCCUACAGUGGUUGUUUCCUACAAAUGUAUUUCUUUAUUUCUUUAGCUGCUGCUGAGUGUCUUUUAUUGCCAGUUAUGGCGUUUGACCGAUAUAUAGCGAUCUGCGUUCCCCUUCAUUAUCACACCAUAAUGACCAAAAAGCUUUAUGUCCUUCUGUCUAGUGCUGCAUGGAUUGGAGGAUUUGCUGCUCCAGUUACUGUAUUAAUUUUAGCUUUGAAGUUACCUUUUUGUGGCCCUAAUGUAAUUAAUCAUUAUUACUGUGAUCAUCCACCAUUGCUCCAGCUGGCAUGUGUUGAUACUUCCUUAAAUGUAGCCGUUGGCUCAUCUUUUAGUGCUACUGUACUUGUUAUAAGUUUCAGUCUAGUUGUGAUGUCAUAUAUUAAAAUCAUAUCCACUAUUCUUAAAAUAAGUUCCCAUGAAGGACGCAAGAAAACAUUUUCCACUUGUGCAUCUCAUUUUGUGGUGGUAAAUUUGUUUUUCCUACCGCUUAUCUUCAUGUAUAUCCGACCAACUGCAACCUACUCUUCAGAUGUGGACUCUUUAGUUUCCAUGUUAUAUACAGUAUUAACUCCUAUGAUGAACCCAAUCAUAUAUAGUCUGAGAAACAGAGACAUUAAGACGGCAUUUAAAAAGAGGUUAAAACGGGUUUUCGUGAUCACCCUCACAGUAGCUGCCCAAGGGGAAAAUCCCUGUCAGUGGCGACUGGCGAGAUGUCUCAUAUUGAACGUAAUGGAGCUAGCUGGAAAUGGACUCUUCCCUCAGUAUAGUGAAGUUAGCAGUGAGCAAGGGGCAUCCUUUAAAAAUUAA
This is a messenger RNA of Bombina bombina (fire-bellied toad), 1296 nucleotides long. Its product is annotated as olfactory receptor 6N1-like. The record is from RefSeq and is a predicted model, not a curated record. Gene Ontology annotation, biological process: G protein-coupled receptor signaling pathway. Bases 1 to 1296 code for a protein of 431 amino acids. Gene Ontology annotation, cellular component: membrane. The transcript has 4 exons. NCBI's taxonomy places the organism in Eukaryota, Metazoa, Chordata, Amphibia, Anura, Bombinatoridae. Gene Ontology annotation, molecular function: G protein-coupled receptor activity; olfactory receptor activity.